Messenger RNA from Gopherus flavomarginatus (Mexican gopher tortoise), 3223 nucleotides. RefSeq names its product adenylate kinase 7 (gene AK7). Gene Ontology annotation, cellular component: cytoplasm. Gene Ontology annotation, molecular function: AMP kinase activity; ATP binding. The transcript is spliced from 18 exons. The record is from RefSeq and is a predicted model, not a curated record. The coding region runs from base 7 to 2196 and encodes 729 amino acids. Gene Ontology annotation, biological process: nucleobase-containing compound metabolic process. NCBI's taxonomy places the organism in Eukaryota, Metazoa, Chordata, Testudines, Testudinidae.
GGCGCCAUGGCGGAGGAGGAGGCGGUGGCCGCGGCCGAAGUGGCCGUUCGCAGCCAGAGGGUCUUUCUAAACCAUUUGGACUCCUACAGCGGCAGCAGCAUCGGGAAGUAUUUAUCUAACUGUGUUGUUGGAGCAUCACUUGAAGAGGUGGGAGAGGAAGAGGAAGAAGAAGAAGUUGAAAUUAUGUCAGCUAUAGAUGUUACUCUCAGUAAACCAAAGGAGGGAGCCUACCAAAUAGUGGGGACUCUUUCUAAGGCACAGAGUAUGAAACCAGAUUUUGCUCAGGAAACUUACACAAUCUCUACUCGAGAAGAACUUCUAGGUCACCUACUUGAGUGUGAUGUCAUUAUUUAUAACAUCACUGAAGAUGCAAAUCAAAUUGAAGAAGCUACUUGGGCCACUUCUGCACUACAUGGAGAGGUACUUCAUUUUGAGAAACCAAAGUUAUUUAUCCUAGUUUCAACAAUAAUGACAUGGGCGCGAAGCAAACCUCUUGACCCAGAUGAUUCAGAAAUUCCUUUUACUGAAGAAGAUUAUCGCAGAAGAAAACCUCACCCUAACUUUAUGAACCACAUAAAUGCUGAAAAAGUGAUUAUCAAACUUGGAAAAACAAACAAAAACAAAUUUUCAACCUAUGUUGUUGCUUCAGGACUUCAGUAUGGAGCGGAAGAAGGAAUAUUUCACUGCUUUUUUAAGACAGCUUGGCUCGGUGAGACUCCUGCAAUACCAGUUUUUGGUGAUGGAAACAAUUUUCUUCCAACCAUUCAUGUUGUUGAUUUAGCAGCGGUGUUACAAAACAUAGCUGACCAUAGGCCAAGGACUCACUACAUUGUGGCAGUGGAUGAAUCUAUACAUACUCUUCAGGCCAUAGUUAAGUGCAUUAGCAAAAAUGUUGGACCAGGAAAAAUCCAAAAGAUUCCAAGAGAAAACGCUUUCUUAAGCAAAGACUUAACGCAAACCCAUUUGGAUAUGUUACUUGUGAGCCUGCGGAUGGAAGCUGUAUUCUUGAAGGAGAACUUCAACAUUAAGUGGGUUGCUCAGACAGGACUAGUGGAGAAUAUUGGGCAAGUCCUCAAAGAAUACAAGCAAAGUCGGGGAUUACUGCCAGUCAAAAUUUGUGUUCUUGGUCCUCCUGCAGUUGGGAAAUCUACCAUUGCUGGAGAACUCUGCAAACACUACAGGCUACAUCAUAUUAAAAUAAACGAUGUAAUUUCUGAAGCAAUAGAAAAUCUGGAGAAAAUUAUUGCUCCUAAAGAAACAGUGGAAACUGAAGAGAUGGGCGAGGAGGGAGAAGAUGAAGAAGAAGAAGAAGAAGGGGACAGUAUAGAAGAGGCACAAGAACUCUUAGAUGGAGUCAAAGAAAACAUGGAGCAGAAUGGAGGUCGUCUAGAUGAUCAGUAUGUGAUUAAAUUCAUGAAAGAAAAGCUAAAGUCUAUGCCUUGCAAGAAUCAAGGAUAUAUUUUGGAUGGGUUUCCAAAGACCUAUGACCAGGCAAAAGAUCUAUUUAAUCUUGAAGAUGAGGCAGAAGAAGAAGAGACAAGAAGCAAAGUGCCUCGCUAUGAUAAAUUAAUCACUCCUGAAUAUGUUAUUUCGUUGAAUGCCUCAGAUGAAUUCCUAAAAAACCGAGUAAUGAAUCUUCCAGAGAGUGUUGUAGCUGGAACUCAUUAUACUCAGGACCGAUUCUUGAGAACUCUCAGUCUCUUCAGGGAGUUAAAUACUGAAGAUGAGACUGUUCUCAACUAUUUUGAUGAACUUGAAAUACAUCCACAGUUUAUUGAUGUAGCAAAGUUUGAGGAUCCUGAGAACAGAUUUAUUGUAAAAGAGAUCAUCAAAGAAACUGGAGAACCUCGAAAUUAUGGUUUGACAGAUGAAGAAAAGGAAGAACUAGAACGCAAAGCAGCCGAGGCACGCCUUGCCAAAGAAGCAGAAGAAAAUGCUGAACAGGAGCGUAAAGAAACUGAGGAAAGGGCUGAAAAGUUGGCAAACUGGGAAGAGUGGAAUAAACGUCUAGAGGAAGUGAAGAGGCAGGAACAGGAAUUACUUGAAGCCCAGUCCAUUCCUCUAAGGAACUACUUAAUGAAGAAUGUCAUGCCAACACUUCUGCAAGGGCUGAAUGAAUGUUGCAAGAUCAGGCCUGAUGAUCCAGUUGACUUCCUGGCAGAAUAUCUCUUCAAGAACAAUCCUGAAAUGGAAUGAAAGAUACUGACAGAUGUAAAACCCCAACACAUCAUCACACUAAUGAAAAGGCAGAACAUUUCUAAUGUGUUUUACAAAAACAUUGAUUACGUUGAAACUAUUUUCUUUAUAUUUCUUUGCAUAGUUUUCACUUUGAUUUCUGACAUAUUACUUUUAUAGCUCAUAGUACAGUAGAUAGCUUUGCACUCCACUAAAUACUCUGUUUAUGACCACAAUCUUAAUUUAUGCACGUAUCAGAAUAUUUGUGCAUAUACCUAUUUGAAAUUGUGGUCCAAAAGAAUCCACACCCUAUCAUCAUGGAAGGGCAGCACCGUUGGGAGUGUGUUCCUUGCCUCCCAUUCUCUAAUGCAGCUGACAUGAUUAGCACCACCAGCAAAUUAUUUUCUGGUUCUAUAGCACAAUGGACGAAAGCAACAAAGCUAUGGGAUUCUUUCCCCCAGUCUUUGAAAAGGGGCAGCUGCUGCUACUGAUAAAGGGAAGGAAACAGGAGCAUCAAGGACUAUCUUUCUACUACUCUCCAAGUGUAAAGCUUUUUCCUCUGUUAAGGCACUAGAAAAGCUUUCAGUCCAGGGGUUUUGAGCAUCGUACAUGAAGCAUAGUGAGCAAGGGAUAAUUCUGACCUGGGCUUCGCUCCCUCUGCCUGUUACACAAGAGCAGACAGAGUGGAGCACAAAGUGCUGCCAUUCUGUACCACAUGUAGAAGCAUACCAAUCCACUAAAGUGACUAGGUAAAUGACUGGUGACCCAAUCUGGAUCUGCCAUUAAUUUUUGGUGUUGUUUUGGUAUUAUCAAUAUUUGGUUUAAUAGUCAAAGGAUAUUCAAUAUUUCUGUACUAUUAAAGUUUAUUAAAUUGCUUUAAGAUUCCCAUAGUGGCAGUUCUUGAAGGAGAAGCUAAAGAGUUCCUGGGUUGGUCACAGUUAGCCAUCCAACUAUUGUUGAGAAACUUUCAUUUGGUUAUUUUGAUUUUGUAUUGACCUAAUGUGUAUUAUCAAAGAAAAGGCCAAAUAAACCAUCAGUCUUGAGCUGA